This is a messenger RNA of Durio zibethinus, 2536 nucleotides long. Its product is annotated as Tetratricopeptide repeat (TPR)-like superfamily protein. Gene Ontology annotation, molecular function: protein binding; RNA binding; zinc ion binding. The record is from RefSeq and is a predicted model, not a curated record. NCBI's taxonomy places the organism in Eukaryota, Viridiplantae, Streptophyta, Magnoliopsida, Malvales, Malvaceae. Gene Ontology annotation, biological process: RNA modification.
GGAUCUGAUUCGAAAUCAUACGUUGAUGUUCCCUUGAAUACCUUUAACCAUUAGGCCUGAGAGUUGUGGCUCUUGUUUUUCUUGGUCCCUGGUGCUGAGAUGGCAAGAUAUGAUAGACCCUGAAAACUCGAAGAAGGCGUCUAAUGAAGCCAAACUCUUCCCAAACGUUAUCCUAUCCAGAAUCUACUCGUCCCAUAAUCUGACCUUUGCUUUCCAGGCGGGGAUUCGCUUCUCAAUCUCAUGGAUGAUAUUCAAACCCCUUUAACAAACUCCUCUCCCACUACUUCCAAAGUUGCUGCAAAUUCAUUCUCGUUUCACUUUUUUUCUAAUUUCAGUCCAACUGCAAGCUGUGUUUCUCAAGUCGAGAUCACUACAUAUCAUUAUCUCAAAUUCUGUUAAUUUUUGCCAAUCUCCUUGAACACACCAAAGAUUGGUAAAUCAUGAUGUAGAUAACAGCAUGACUGGGACUUCAGUCCUUAAGCCAACCAAAUUCUUUUCACCACCAGCAGAUCCACCACAAAGCCCAGAAUUAAGUUUGAGGUUGAAGGAGCAAGAGUGCUUAUCUCUCCUGAAGAAGUGCAAGAACUUGGAAGAAUUCAAGCAGGCUCAUGCCCAGAUCGUCAAGUGGGGUUUCUUUUGGAACUCCUUUUGUGCAAGCAAUCUGGUGGUUGCAUGUGCUCUCUCAGAUUGGGGUAGCAUGGAUUAUGCCUGUUCAAUUUUUCAACAAAUUGAUGAACCUGGUACUUUUGAUUUCAAUACAAUGAUUAGAGCUCAUGUCAAAGACAUGAACUUUGAAGAAGCUUUAUUUUUUUAUUAUGAGAUGCUUGAAAGAGGAAUUGAGCCCGAUAAUUUCACUUAUCCUUCUCUUUUCAAGGCAUGUGCCUGGUUACAGGCACAAGAGGAAGGAAUGCAAAUUCAUGGGCAUGCAUUUAAGCUUGGCUUUGAAAAUGAUCUUUAUGUUCAAAACAGCUUGAUCAAUAUGUAUGGCAAAUGUGGGGAGAUAAAACAUUCUUGUGCAGUUUUUGAGCAAAUGGAUGAAAAGAGUGUUGCUUCUUGGAGUGCUAUUAUUGCAGCACAUGCUAGUGUGGGAAUGUGGUAUGAGUGUUUGAUGAUUUUUGGGAACAUGAGUAGUGAGGGAUGUUGGAGACCUGAAGAAAGCACACUGGUUACUGUGCUCUCUGCUUGCGCUUAUUUGGGUGCUCUGGAUUUGGGGAAGUGCACGCAGGGGUCCUUAUUGAGGAACAUUAGUGAACUCAAUGUCAUAGUACAAACUUCCUUGAUAGACAUGUAUGUCAAAUGCGGGUGUUUGGAGAAAGGUUUAUCAGUAUUUCGAAAGAUGGCCAAAAGGAACCAAAUGUCCUAUACUGUAAUAAUUUCAGGGCUUGCUACGCAUGGACAUGGUGAAGAAGCUCUAAGGAUAUUCUUAGAGAUGCUUGAAGAAGGUCUGGACCCGGAUGAUGUUGUCUAUGUGGGUGUAUUAAGUGCUUGCAGUCACGCUGGCCUCAUUCAUGAGGGCUUCCAAUUCUUUGAUAGACUGAAAUCUGAGCAUGGGAUAAAACCUACAGUUCAGCAUUAUGGUUGCAUGGUAGACCUCAUGGGAAAAGCUGGGAUGAUCGAUGAAGCUCUUGAGUUUAUCAAGAGCAUGCCUAUCAAGCCCAAUGAUGUGGUCUGGCGAAGCCUUCUUAGUGCUUGUAGAGUUCAUUGUAACUUGGAAAUAGCAGAGAUUGCAGCUAAGCAUCUAUUCCAGUUGAACUCACAAAAUCCCGGUGACUAUGUGAUACUGUCAAAUAUGUAUGCACGAGCUCAAAGGUGGCAGGAGGUUGCUAAAAUUCGUGUGGAAAUGGCUAGAAAAGGUUUACACCAGGUGCCAGGAUAUAGCUUGGUUGAGGUGGGGAGAAGAAUCCACAAGUUUGUUUCACAAGACACGUCUCAUCAUCAAUGUGAAAGUGUUUACGAGAUGAUUCACCAGAUGGAAUGGCAGUUGAAAUUUGAAGGUUAUUCCCCAGAUACAUCACAUGUAUUGCUUGAUGUAGAUGAAGAAGAGAAAAGACAAAGAUUGAAAGGUCAUUGUCAGAAGUUAGCAAUUGCAUUUGCACUCAUACAUACAUCUCAGGGUUCUCCUGUAAGAAUAACUAGAAACCUCAGGAUGUGCAAUGACUGUCAUACGUAUACCAAACUAAUAUCCAUCAUCUAUGAACGUGAAAUUACCGUAAGAGAUCGUAAUCAGUUCCACCAUUUUAAAGAUGGAACUUGUUCUUGUAGGGAUUACUGGUGAUUUGAUAAUUUCCAUUAUCAUGAUUUUCUUCCCUCUGCCUUGGAAUACUUUUUUCUUUUUUUUGUUGUAUAUAGGAGUCCACAGCUUGAGAAUAGAAAAAGAGGUUGUAGAUGCUGGAACACAAAUUCUAUAUUUGCUAAAUGUCACCUUUGAGCGACUACACGAGCUAACUAAACUAAGCUCCGGACUUAUCUUGGAAUAUAAUUUCCUUCUACAUUAAACUCUAUACAAGGACAAUUGGUCUAAGCAAAUAUAAAUUAG